Molecule: messenger RNA, 1517 nt
Organism: Arabidopsis lyrata subsp. lyrata
Lineage: Eukaryota; Viridiplantae; Streptophyta; Magnoliopsida; Brassicales; Brassicaceae
Product: ethylene-responsive transcription factor ERF095
Exons: 1
Coding region: 947-1399 (150 amino acids)
Biological process (GO): ethylene-activated signaling pathway; regulation of DNA-templated transcription
Molecular function (GO): DNA-binding transcription factor activity; DNA binding
Source: RefSeq, a predicted model, not a curated record
GAUAACUUAGGUUUCUGUUUUUUUCUUUAAAAAUAACCUUAAAGCUUAAAUAACUUGUCGAUCGUGCGUUAAAGAGAAGAGCUAUUCAAGCAGCCCAAAUAUCACUCAAGUUCGUAGGACCUAUUUACAGAAAAUUUUCAUGAAAAAAAUUAGAACAUUAACUUUUCGUGUAUAAUGCAUAUUAAUUCUAUUAAAUCAUUUCGAUGUAGAAAGAAAAUCAUAACUCGUUAAUACAUAUUAGUGCGGCCAAAAUUAUAAGAUUUCAUCAAAUUACUUUUCAACUUCUGGUCAAUGAACAAAGUGACAACUAAACCAAAUAAUAGUAGCAUGCUUUAUCAAAAAUGCACAAAUAUUUUAUAUUAUCUAAAAGUGUAUCAUGUUUUACCUGUCUUUAUAACUUCAGAAUCACACACAUUUCUAUGUGUUUGGUGAUGGUCAAAUUGAAAUUUAAGAGACUAGAAUCUACUACACGUGCGGUCAAAGUUGACACGUGAGACAAUUAAUUGAAGGAAGAAACAAAAAAAAAAAAAAAAAGCUUGACCAACAACAAAAAAAAGUGAGAGGCUGAGAGCAUUUUUGGUCCGUCGUCAUAAAAAUACUUUCUUUCAAUUUAGCCGUCUCCUUGACCAUCCAGAUUCAAUGAUUCAUUGGACUUCACUCACUUUUUUAUUUUUUCAUUUUAGUCCCUCAAUUGUUGCUAAAUUAUACAAUAGACACAUAGCAGCCGCAAAUCAAGUUGUUUCUAAUAUUUGCAGUCAACCCCAAUAAUUUUCUUUAAUUUUACGAUGGCACGAAUAUAUUGUUAUUUACAAUUUACCCCCUGAUUUAACUUUAUAUACAAUUUAAAGGAGGCUUUUGAACAGACACGUGCGUUAAAAUAACAUCCACUAGAUUCUCUAAUUGAGUCACAUUACUUCCACGUAUAAAUUGUCAUUACUAUCAACUCAUGUUACAUGCAAAAACAAAAACCCUUAAAGCUUUCAUGGAACAUAGAGAGACUUAUAACACGAAUGAGGUGAAAUACAGAGGCGUACGAAAGCGUCCAUGGGGGAAAUAUGCGGCGGAGAUACGCGACUCAGCUAGACACGGUGCUCGUGUUUGGCUUGGGACGUUUGACACAGCGGAAGACGCGGCUCGGGCUUAUGAUAGAGCAGCUUUUGCCAUGAGAGGCCAAAGGGCCAUUCUCAAUUUCCCUCACGAGUAUCAAAUGAUGAAGGACGGUCCAAAUGGCAGCCGAGAGAAUGUGGUGGCUUCCUCGUCGUCUGAAUAUAGAGGAGGAGGUGGUGGUGACCGGAAGGAAGUUAUUGAGUUUGAGUAUUUAGACGAUAGUUUAUUGGAGGAGCUUUUAGAUUAUGGAGAGAACUAUAACCAAGACACUUGGAACGACGCAAACCGUUAGAUCGAUUGUCACUUCUUGUCUUCCUUCAACCGUUAGAUCAUCACUACUUACUUACAGUAUCUAAUGGGUGAUGUUAUUUUUCUUGCUUUUGGGGUAAAGAGUAUUAAUCAAUAUGAUA